GAAACAGACGACGAAGAAGAAGAAGGUGCAGAAGCGUCCGUAUUAAUCGGAUGGAUCACUACAAGGUAUUAGGGGUAAGCCGCGAUGCGAGCAAGGAAUCAAUCAAACAAGCCUUCCGGAAGCUCGCCGUGGAAUUCCACCCGGACAAGCACGCCAACUCUCCGCCGCACGUGAGAGAACGCGCCACCCUCAAAUUCAAGCACCUCUCCCACGCUUACGAAACCCUAAUGGACGACCGCAAGCGCGCCGAUUUCAACAUCCGCUCCUCCUCCAACCCUUCUUCUUCUUCAUCCCACCACUGGAAUCGCAGUACCUAUCGGGAUCAGAAUUCCGGCGGCGACAACAGAAAUUCCGGCGGGUACGGCUAUAAUUACGGUUAUACCCGCAGCGGCCGUGCCUCCUACAUCAAUAAGCUGGAGAUGCUCCUCCGCCUCAUGACCGCCCGGACCUCUCUUCUCCACCUCACAUUUGCCGGGCUUUUGUUAGGUGCAUCAGUGGCAAUUUAUAGCGGUGGGAAAGCGCUGUGGAAGAUGCACAACUCCGGGAAAUUGUUUGAGGAUGCAAUGGAUUCGAUAGACAAUGCCAAAGGAUGAAACAACGAUGAACCGUAGAGGUUUUGUUUCGUUUACGACUUUGUUCUUGAAGCCAAAUUUUGAAAGUCCAUGGUCCAAAAUCCAAAUGCAGGGAUAUGGUUCAUUCUUAAUGUGUGUACAGGAUUCAUAUGAAAAGGUAGGUAAACCAAUGUAAAUGUAUGCUUAUCAUAAAAAAUGAGGCUUUGU
Cuscuta campestris is the source of this 779-nucleotide messenger RNA. The record is from the annotation of a GenBank genome assembly. Lineage: Eukaryota; Viridiplantae; Streptophyta; Magnoliopsida; Solanales; Convolvulaceae.